AAGUGCAAUGGAAUUCCUGUAGAUAGUGGUUUGGUGCGAUUGGAUAAUACUCUCUUGCAAAGGCGACGGAAAACUAUACUUGCAUGUUGUGGAUAUUUUGGGACGUGCUUUUAAUGCUAUAUAACCACUUCUCAGACACUCACCAUUAUUAGCCUCUCAACUUUCUAUUGGGUUCAUUGGCAUUUUCUCUCAGUAUAAGCUUUGCUUCGCAGAGCUUAGAUCUUUCAGAGCCUAAAACACCAUUUUUGGGUUGAAAAUGAAAAUGGGUGUCUGUUUCAGUGGGGCAUUGGUUGUGAUCCUUGCAAUGGCAUUUUCCAUUGGUGGAGAUGCUCAGAGUUCAACCACUCUUGUUCCAGCAAUCAUUACAUUUGGUGACUCUGCAGUGGAUAUUGGGAACAAUGACUAUAUCCCCACCAUUUUUAGGGCUAAUUAUCCACCUUAUGGAAGAGAUUUCAUCAACAAGAAACCUACUGGAAGGUUCUGCAAUGGGAAAUUAGCCACUGAUAUCACUGCUGAUACACUGGGAUUUACCACAUACCCGCCAGCAUAUCUUAGCCCAGAGGCCUCUGGGAAGAACCUUCUUAUUGGAGCCAACUUUGCUUCAGCUGCAUCUGGCUAUGAUGACAGAACUGCCGCCUUGAGUCAUGCAAUUUCCUUGUCGCAACAGUUGCAGUACUACAAAGAGUACCAAGCUAAGCUAGCAAAGGUAGCAGGGAAUCAAAAGGCAGCAUCCAUUUUAAAAGAUGGAUUAUACAUAAUGAGUUUUGGUAGCAGCGACUUCGUUCAAAACUACUACAUCAACCCUUACCUGAAUGGUGUCUACACUCCUGAUCAGUAUUCCUCUAUCCUCGUCGGCAUAUUCUCAAACUUCGUUAAGAACUUGUAUGGUUUGGGAGCCAGAAGGAUUGGGGUGACUUCACUCCCACCACUGGGUUGUCUUCCAGCUGCCAGAACUCUAUUCGGAUUCCAUGAAAGAGGGUGCGUCUCUCGGAUCAACACCGAUGCCCAAGGGUUCAACAAGAAGAUCAAUUCAGCUGUAUCAAAUCUCCAAAAACAAUUCCCUGAGCUUAAAAUCGCCGUCUUUGACAUCUUCAAACCCCUCUAUGACCUUGUUAAGUCUCCUUCAAGCAACGGUUUUGCUGAAGCAAGCAGAGGUUGCUGUGGGACCGGGACGGUGGAGACGACAUCGCUGUUGUGCAAUCCACAUUCCCCGGGCACUUGUAGUAAUGCUACACAAUAUGUGUUUUGGGACAGUGUCCAUCCGUCUGAGGCUGCUAACCAGGUUCUUGCCGAUGCUUUGAUCAUUGAUGGAAUCGGUCUCAUCGGAUGAAGUUGCAUUGUCUGUGCCUCUGCUAGGUUCUACUCCUAUAAUGUCAUGUGAUCACCAUGGUUUUCAUACAAACUUGAUUUAUUGCAGUGCUUGUAGUGUAGUAAGGGCAUCCACUAUAUCCUGAAAACGGAUAAGACAUCCUUGGAUCCAGGAUUUUAUUUGUAUUUUCGGGAUUAUCUUACAAGCUGUGUGGUAUUAUAUGAAGCUUUUUAGAUUA
Rhododendron vialii is the source of this 1547-nucleotide messenger RNA. Its product is annotated as GDSL esterase/lipase APG-like. The record is from RefSeq and is a predicted model, not a curated record. The transcript has 5 exons. NCBI's taxonomy places the organism in Eukaryota, Viridiplantae, Streptophyta, Magnoliopsida, Ericales, Ericaceae. Gene Ontology annotation, molecular function: hydrolase activity, acting on ester bonds. The coding region runs from base 257 to 1330 and encodes 357 amino acids. Gene Ontology annotation, cellular component: apoplast.